Molecule: messenger RNA, 561 nt
Organism: Salpingoeca rosetta
Lineage: Eukaryota; Choanoflagellata; Craspedida; Salpingoecidae
Product: selenoprotein H
Exons: 2
Coding region: 1-561 (186 amino acids)
Cellular component (GO): Golgi apparatus
Source: RefSeq, a predicted model, not a curated record
AUGCCACCUCGCAAGACGAUUGACCUUGAAGCCCUGGCUGCAGCCAAGAAGGCCGCAGACGGCGUGUUCAAGUCUCGGGCUGGAAAGCUCGAGAAGGCUGUGCUUGCACAGCAAGACAAACUUUCUUCGGGGGAAACAAUCAGCGUGGUCGUGAACGGGGAGCGACCACGUCGGGGCAGCUUCGAGGUGACGGUGCGCGGCAAGACCAUCGUCUCUCUCCUCUCCAUGCCCAGGCCCUUCAAGCCGCUGAGGGCACUGGACAUGGACGACCUCAUCGUGCAGGUCAUGGACGCCGUCACCAGCGGUGUGAGCGGCAUCCCAGAUGUCGCCGCGGACAGCAAGCAGCAGAGCACGACCACCACCACCACCAACAACAACAACGACAGCAAGACGGGCAAGGCCGAGGCAACGGCAGCCGCUCCUGCUGCUGCGGAGGAAGAGAAGGAGGAGCCUGCGCCCAAGAAGGCCAAGACGACCGCCAAGACCAAGAAGGCGCCGGCGAAGCGACCGGCCGUGCCAGGCACGCGGCGCAGCGCUCGCCUUCGUGCUGCAGCCAACUAA